AUGUUAGGAAAUUUAUUAGAAUUUCUUCGUUUGGAAGUCAAAAGUGAAGAGCGGUUACAACUUGCUCGAUUAGGGUUUGUGAAUGAUCAAUUUGAAAAAUUGAAAACGAAAGAAAACAUUCCCACUGCAGCUUGUAUUGUAUCUAAUGAAAAAGAAUAUGAUGAUGUGUUUAAUGAGUGGGUUCGGGAUGGAAUUAUUGAAAUUGUAGAUAAAGACGAGAAAAAGAGACACUAUUUACCACAUCAUCCUCUUAUAAAAAUUGGUGUAACAACAACAAAAAUUCGUCCGGUUUUUGAUGCGUCGACAAAAGAUUCCAAAGGAAAUUCCUUGAAUAAUUGUUUAGAAAAGGGGCCAAAUUUAUUAGAAUUGGUACCCAAAUUGAUAAUGCAGUUUCGGGAAAACGCAAUUGGCGUAAAAUCAUACAUCAAAAAAGCAUUUUUACAAAUCAGUUUGAAUCCAGAGGAUAGGGAGUAUUUUAAAUUUCUGUGGUGGAAGGAUUUAUCAAGACGAGAAGAAAUAAUCACUCUCCUACAUUGUAGAGUGGUAUUUGGUGCUUCUCCUAGUCCAUUUUUACUAGAAGCAACUAUAGCUUACCAUCUAGAGAACGUUCCGGAUGAAAGGAAGCACACAGCUUGUCAACUCAAAGAAUCUUUUUAUGUGGACAACUGUAUUACGAGUUUAGAAACUAAAGAAGAGCAGAAAAAUUUAUUUCUGAAGCUAAGGAGCUGA
Messenger RNA from Stegodyphus dumicola, 729 nucleotides. RefSeq lists its product as uncharacterized. NCBI's taxonomy places the organism in Eukaryota, Metazoa, Arthropoda, Arachnida, Araneae, Eresidae. The record is from RefSeq and is a predicted model, not a curated record.